AUGAAAGCGGCGAAAAGUGGCGGCAGGAUGGCAUUUCCGUGGAUUAAAAUUAAACCCCUGCUGAUGCUGCUAGCACUAAUGUUCAUUUUCUUCAGCUGCUGUCUGGGCGGCAAGACGACCACCUUUGUCAGCCACACAGACACCCUGGAUCCGCAGGCCGAUGGCUUCUGGGCCAACAAGACCACUUGGAACGCCCGGUGGGUGAAGUACUGGCGGGCCAAGAAGAUCUACGAGCCGGUGUGGAAGAAGGUCUGGACACCCACCAUCCACAACGAGUGGGUGCCCCUGCCCAACGCCCCCAACGAAUGGGAGACGGAGAAGGGCCACUCGUACAAAUGA
Drosophila rhopaloa is the source of this 339-nucleotide messenger RNA. RefSeq lists its product as uncharacterized. The record is from RefSeq and is a predicted model, not a curated record. Bases 1 to 339 code for a protein of 112 amino acids. The transcript has 2 exons. Lineage: Eukaryota; Metazoa; Arthropoda; Insecta; Diptera; Drosophilidae.